Molecule: messenger RNA, 669 nt
Organism: Lactuca saligna
Lineage: Eukaryota; Viridiplantae; Streptophyta; Magnoliopsida; Asterales; Asteraceae
Source: the annotation of a GenBank genome assembly
AUGGCGGCAUCUCUGUUCACAUACUCCUCAACCUCUCGAAGGGUCAUUCCUGCCCCAAACUCUCCUCCUCUUCCCAUUCACAUCAAGGCCAGCAAUGUCAUCUUCAACCCUGACAUUCCAGAAGUGCAUCGAGGUCUUGGACUCGAUGAUUUCGUAAAUUUCUUGGCUUCUUGCCGCCUUCGAUAUGCCAUCAGUGAUUUACCAUCCGAGUUCUUCCCUGAACACGUAUGUGAGUUCUACUAUACUGCAACAGUCAACGAAGAAAACAAUGCCAUCACCGGAACCAUUGGCCAUGGCAGACACUCUGUCUUCAUCACCGCAGAACUUCUCAGUGCUGCUUUAUGGUUACCAAUUUUCGAACCCUUUUCUGAACCUCCUACUAUUGAAAGAUGCUGGAAGUUCUUCACUGGUGCUUUAUGCAAGUGUGUGGGUCAUAAGUCUCGCAGUGGUGACCAACUGAGCAAUUAUGAGCAACAAGUUGUCUGCUCCCUUCUUCUCAACAAAAGACUGGAUUAUGGGGCUCUUUUCUUUGAUCAGCUUAUUCAGCUUCUACGUGCAAAUGUGCGUGCUGAUCAUGUACCCUUUCCACGCUGGAUUGCCUUGGUGUUCGAAAAAUUCUUCGCCCCGGAAUACUUUUCUCACUCUGGGAAUCCAAUUCAAUGCCCUUGA